AUGGAAAAACUUAAGGCAAAAGAUCAAGAACGAAGGGAAGCUGAACUAGCAGAACUUCAUUCACUGGAACAGAAGUUUUUGUCUGCACAGCAGUGGAAAACAGAUUAUAGAGCACAGGCAAAGUGGGAGCGUUACCUCAGUUGUGAUGGAAGUCCUGACCCAACUGUACUGCAGGAAAUAAAUACUUUCAUGAGCUUAUGGCGUGAAGAUCAAAAUGAGGACAUUCAACUUGUGAUGGAGAAGGGAGAACAGGUGCUAAAUUUAAUUGAGAAGUUGCAGUUUAUUUUAUUGGACACACCACGAAAUGAGAUAACAGAAAAAGAAACAGUCCAGUACCAGGAAUCUAUUCUGGAAUUGCAGAAUCUGCUUCAUCAGAAGUACAAUGGAGCAACAGAACACCUGCUUAAAACAGCUAAUAUGCAUGAAGAUUCUGACACUGGAAAUAUGCAGGCAGUCAUGAAGGGUAAAAACGUUACUUUUUGUAUUUGGGCCAAUCUGAAGAAGAAAGUAAGGUUCAAACAUCACAUGUUUUAUGAUACACAGCACGGAUUUGAUCUUCCAAAGUCACUGGCUGUGAGCAGUGUUGCAGUUCGCAUAUUGCAUACUCAUUAUGACCACGUAUCUCCACUUUGGCUGCAGUGUCAGAGUGUGCCACAAUUGGAAGUCUUAGAUAGCAAAGAGUUAAUUCAGAAUUCAAAAGACAAUGCAGAGGAACCAGAAGAGGAGGAAAAGAAAGCCAGAGAAGAGCCCAAUACGCCUGCUGAAGAAGAAACCUGUUCUGAUGGGAGAAAGAGUGCUAUCUCACUCACAGAAAAGUGCAAUAGCAUAGCUGACAGAAAUGAGACAGAGGAGGAAAUUGAGAAGAAAUCAGAAAUCUUGGACAUAACGUCACAAGUUCAGGAUCCACUGAUGCAGGAAGAGACGAAUGAAAAAGAAGAGGCGAUAACUGAUGAAAACAUUGUUAAUUUGCAACAGUUUGUACCGGUGGGUGGUGUGUACCACAUUGACGUACUGCAGCUUCCACCUCAGGUCAAACACUUCAAGGACUGGAGUAUGGUGGAGUUACUCGACGGUGGAUUGGAAGCAUACCCGUAUCCCCCAGAAGAGGCUGAAGAUGCCACUCAUCCACCAAUACAGAUAACCCUUAGGCUUUCUGACAAUGUGAUGUAUUUUGAGGAUCCUGUGAUAGCCCGAUGGGAUCCUACAGGCCAACAGUGGAGAACUGAUGGCAUCAGCAACAUAACGUAUGAAACGCAGGAAAAGAAGAGUAUCACCCUUGAGAUGGGUGCCUUUUAUACAAUAGCACUUCUCCAGGAUGCUCAUCUCAACAUGCCUUAUCGGGCAUGGGAAUUGCGACCUACUGGUAUGGAUGAAGCACUACUUAUAGUUACUACAGUCUUUGCAACGAUUCAGAUACAAAUUAAGGGUAAUCAGUGUAUGUUGUCUUCAGUAGUGGUGGAAGAGAAGGAUGUGCUUUCCCACAUCACAGGAAAAUGGAUAAGUCCAAUUGUGCUAAGAGCAGUUUUGAAAAAAGCUGGUGUGAAUAUUUUCCCAGGAGAGUACUCUCACAAGUAUGUCUCUGUGAGCAAGAAGGCUCCCCUAGCAGAAGUUAGGGCCUAUCAACAGAUGGCACUGGUUGCAUCUGCUUUUGCCUUUGCCUGGAGCAAGUGGAAUGUAGAAGCAGGUCAAGAGCAAGUAGUGUUCAAGGUAAGUGAGCAUCUUAAAGCAGAUUCUGUCAAAGACUGGUCUCUUUACAUGUUUAAUGGUCAGAAGGCACAGAAGCUCAAGAUCACAGAAACCAGUGAAGCUUUUUCAGAAGAGCUAGAAGAAAAUUCUGAAUUUCACUCCACACUCUACCAUACGCUUAAGGAUGCUGCCAGCAAAGAAGCAAUUGAUAAAGUGGAAACAGCUAGCUUCUUGUUUGUUGAUGUUGUAUAUCAGCUACUGCUUGCUACGAGAGUUUUAACAUACUCUUAA
Molecule: messenger RNA, 1977 nt
Organism: Nipponia nippon (crested ibis)
Lineage: Eukaryota; Metazoa; Chordata; Aves; Pelecaniformes; Threskiornithidae
Source: RefSeq, a predicted model, not a curated record